AUGGUUAUCCAAGAAGUUGGUGUCAUGGUGGUUAAGCCCGGCAUCGACAUUAUGGACCCGGCCACUCCUGAGGGCAACAUCUUAUAUCAUGCUUGGAAAACCUGCAUUACCAAGCCUGGCGGCCCAUCUCGAGUUUAUUAUGGCUUGGAGGAGGAAAACCCAUUGAGAAUUUGGGGAUUUUUCGACUGGGACACUAUUGAACAACAUGAAAAGUUCGCCAUAGAGUAUGGAGCAGACGCAGUCAAGGACAUUCCCAAAAUCUGUACCCACGGAGAAUUUACGAAGCAUGUUAUCAUGACUCCAUCGUCUGAUGUAUUUCAGUCUCCUGUGACUGAUGUCUUGGUAGCCUACUUCCCUACGGACUUUCCCCAGACUGAAAAGGACAAGGUGGCUGUGCAACUCCAGGAUAUUCUCUUCAAGACAUUCGGCUCCUGCUUGGACGUUGCGAAGCUGGCUCAUGGCUGGGGCGUUGAGAAUGACUUCCCUGUGAAGGGAAAGGAAGCUGUUGACGGACAACUGGGAGCGCUACUUAUGGGAUUCAUUGGCUGGGCUCAUGAUUCUGCACAAAAGAGCCUUCGUCAGACCGAUGCAUACAAGGAGGUAUUGGCACAGAUCCAUGAUAUGGACGGACUGGUUAGUCUCAACGUUAUCAGUCUUCGAUGCAAGCGUCUGGAAAUGUAG
This is a messenger RNA of Fusarium venenatum, 681 nucleotides long. RefSeq lists its product as uncharacterized. Lineage: Eukaryota; Fungi; Ascomycota; Sordariomycetes; Hypocreales; Nectriaceae. The record is from RefSeq and is a predicted model, not a curated record.